UUUGGGGCUAGUUUCCUAGUCGCAGUAGAAUGCUCAGAGAAUACACGCUCUCCCUGCCUCCGAAGCUGCGUUUUAUUUGUACACUAAUUGCCAACCAAAUCCUUCAGCUGCUACUCUCUUACUCUCUCCAUCCACAGAAGUUCAAAUCAACCCGUUCUCUCCCUCACUCUCCAAUUCCUCUCAACCGAUUUCAUCUCCCGCACUUUGACCUCUUUCUCCUCUCCUUCAAUGGCGUCGGCGCCGGCAGCAGCCCUAACCCGAGACCAGUACGUCUACUUGGCGAAGCUCGCAGAGCAAGCCGAGCGCUACGAGGAGAUGGUGAGCUUCAUGGAGAAGCUCGUCACGUCCUCCACCCCAGCCUCCGAGCUCUCUGUCGAGGAGCGGAAUCUUCUCUCCGUCGCUUACAAGAACGUGAUUGGCUCCCUCCGCGCCGCCUGGCGUAUCGUGUCUUCCAUUGAGCAGAAAGAGGAAGGCAGGAGGAAUGAUGAGCACGUUGGGCUCGUUAAGGAGUACAGAUCCAAAAUCGAGACCGAGCUUUCGGCCGUCUGCGCCGGGAUUCUGACUAUUCUCGACUCCAAUUUGGUUCCCUCCGCCGUUGGGAGCGAAUCCAAGGUCUUCUACUUGAAGAUGAAGGGGGACUACCAUCGCUACAUGGCGGAGUUCAAAGUUGGAGAUGAGAGGAAAUCUGCUGCUGAGGAUACUAUGAUGGCUUACAAGGCUGCUCAGUUUGCUUGUCUAAAGGAUAUUGCUUUAGCUGAUCUUGCUCCAACCCACCCUAUAAGACUAGGGCUAGCGCUCAACUUCUCGGUGUUCUACUAUGAGAUCCUCAAUUCAUCAGAGAAAGCUUGUACCAUGGCCAAACAGGCUUUUGAGGAAGCAAUUGCUGAACUGGAUUCAUUGGGUGAGGAAUCUUACAAGGACAGCACUCUCAUUAUGCAACUGCUCCGAGACAACCUCACUCUCUGGACUUCAGAUAUGCAGAUAGAUGAGGCAUAGACUGAACCAGAUUGUUUUCGCUAUUGGGGUGAUUGGUGGGGCAAGAAAGACAAUGGCCUGUAUAACUUAUAUAUGUGUUUCCUAGUUGUUCUGUCAACUGCAUAUAUCUCUCUCCGUUUGCUCUAGAAGUACUCAUAUGGUGAGAAACUCCCUUUGCGUCUCUCUUACGAAUAGAAUUUGGAUUCCCAGUUGAUCGAUCGAUUGACUGAGUUUCCCUUUUAUGACUGUAAUUUCUUGUGUUUUCUGCUCUUCUGUAAUGUUUCUGCUUGCACCCGAUGUCGUGUGAACUCUUCAUUAUUCCUAUGAGGUGGUCGUGCAUACUCGUGAAGCAACAGUGGGGUGAAGCUACCUGCCUUCUAGUGACUAGCUUUCCUUCUUUAGUUAGGACUAGGAGCCACUAGACAACGUUCACAGUUAUUAGGGCUGAAAGUGGGAUUGUUUUCAAUCAAUUAACUCAGGUCCUCCCACUUCAUCAC
Molecule: messenger RNA, 1472 nt
Organism: Linum tenue
Lineage: Eukaryota; Viridiplantae; Streptophyta; Magnoliopsida; Malpighiales; Linaceae
Source: the annotation of a GenBank genome assembly